Molecule: messenger RNA, 13194 nt
Organism: Epinephelus lanceolatus (giant grouper)
Lineage: Eukaryota; Metazoa; Chordata; Actinopteri; Perciformes; Serranidae
Source: RefSeq, a predicted model, not a curated record
UCUAGCAGCCUAGCAUAACAGGUCAGGAGAGAGCUGGAGCUGGGAGUGUAAAUAGUCCCCAGUUUUAGGGGGAAGCAGCACAAAGAAAUGAGUGGAGAAAGCUCAAGCGUCCUCCUUGGCUAUAUGGAAGAAAAGGUGUGUGUCCAGUUGUGACAGCUGAGCAGAGGAGUGUCACAGUGAAAGUGGCCAUGCAUCCCUUCGGCUGUGAGGCUGAGACCUCCCUUCGGGACCUGUUUGAGUACUUCAAGAGGUGCCUGCAGCAUGGAGAGUGGGAGCUUGCCAGUGCCUGUGUGCCACAGCUAGUUAACUCGACGGGAGGACUUUCAGAAAAGCUACGAGACAUAAUCAAAGCUAUUGUCUGCCAUCCUUACAGUUUGAAAUGGCAGUCUGUGGGCAGUCCACACAAACUGGCUUGGUUUUGGCUUCAGGUUUUGGAGAAAUGGACAGAAGAGCAGGUUCCUCCCAGCGUAAGAAGAGAGCUGGAGUUCCUGCUGCUCCUGGAGGAGCUGGGCUCAGAGAGCAUACCAGAGACUGUUCUUAAGGAGUUGCAUCAGGCCUUCUUGGACACACAGUCUGAACAAAAGGCACCCGAGGGUUCAAGGACAACAGAUGCUGCUGUUGAGUCCUGUCUGCGAACUUUAUUGGAGAAAAAGAAGCCCAGACUCGCCCAGUCGUUAGCACAUUUCUUACAGGACCAGUCAUGCCCAGACGACCACACACUGCAGCACACGUUCAUCCAACACCUGAUGAAGCAACUCGGAAAACCAGAGAAAAGGCCGGAGAAGUUAGAGGGGUGGGUUGAGGACAUAUACGCCGUGUUGUCUGUGAUGCCAUGGAGCUCUGGUAGAAGCGGCGGGCAGCUGGAUGCGCUGUGUGAGGCACUGUGGGCGGCCAGAGACGGGCCCCUGAAGGAGGAGAGGAUCCUGAGCUCGCUGCUCCGCCCUCGCUGUGACGCUCUCGUCUCUGUUUACUGUUCCACAGCUUUGAGACUUCAGAGGGAUCAUCUGCUGAGGAGUGCGCCGGAUACACAAGCUGAUCUUCCUGAAGCAGAGAAGCUGGCCCUCAGUUUAUGUUGCCACAGGGAUCGUCCAUCCAUUUGGAAGACCAUUUAUUUUGAGUGCCUUAGUAGUGGAAAGCACUUCCUUGAGCAGGUCUUGGUCACAGCACUCGACCUGAUUAAACAUGAGGAGUUUACUCAGCUCAAAGACUUACUGAAGUUGGAGUUUCAGCCUUUGUCUCGGCUGCUGUUGCUUCUCGGCUGGACUCAGUGUCGCAGUCUGAACUCGGCUCAAACGCUGCUCAGCAUCCUUCACCAAGAACAGGGACCAGCCAAUGACUCUGUUCUGCAGGAGUUUGCCAAUCUCUUGUCCUCUCAGCUUGGAAUACUUGAAUGGUGUAAAAACAACAAUCCAGGGAUUUCCAUGGAGGCACUGCUGGCACAGCUUCACACUCUGGACAAUCACUCUGCCCUCUAUAUUCUGCAUUCUCUGACUCCUUUGGCUCAGUUUGAGGAGCGCAAGAUACUGACUCUGCUGCAGCAACUGCCAGAUUCACCAGGAACAGAAGAUACUGAGGCCGUCAGUAGUCUCAGUUCUAGCGUGCAGAGGAACAUUGUUUUGUUCCAGGGCUUCUGUGCCAUGAAGUACGCCAUCUACGCUCUCUGUGUAAAUGCACAUAAAUACUCAAACUGCACCGAGUGUGAGUCCACGGAGCAGCAGCAGCAGCAGCAACAGCCAUCUGAAGCAGAAACGGACCAUAAUCAAACCUCAGCUUCCUCAGAAGGUUGCCAUUUGCAGUUCCAGCACUACCUGUCAGAGUGUCAGCUCUAUCUGGAGGCCGUGCCCGCCAUGUUCCGCCUGGAGCUCCUGGAGAACAUCUUCUCCCUUCUCUUCCUGUCCACUGCUGACUUCACCCAGCAGAGCCAAAAAGACUCGAAUCAGAACUCUCAGUCAGAAUGUUUAUCAGAUACAAGAAACACAAGUGUAGAACUGGGAACCAAAGCAAAGAAAGAUGAGACUGAGAACAGCCAGAAGCUGCGUUCAAGUUCACCAACAGCAGCCCACAGCAGCCACCUGGAGCUGGGACACUUCAUCCAGGGCUGCAGGGGGUUUCUGGCCGAUGUGACGGCCAUGGCGGGUUUUCUAAAGCUCCUGAAAGAAGGGCUGGAGGGCAUGUGUGUGGUGGGCCAGCAGGAGGGGCAGGAGGCGGGGAGAGCGCUGCCUCAAGAGGCCGAGGUGGCGGAGAGCCUCGGCUGCUCAGUGACGGCUGAGACGUUCGGGGCUCGCCUGCAGAGGUUGUCCAAACGCACUGCAGAGGCUCAGUGGAGGCUGCAGAUCAUCUCCAGCAACCAGAGCAGUGGAAGUGGUUCAGAAAGUCCUGUCCAGAUGUCAGGGGUCAGCUAUCCUGUCGCUUCUGUGGGACGCAGCAAGAGCUCGAGCCUGAGGAGAAGGAAGAGACCAGGGAGACAUGCGACAGAGAGACAGACCUCAGUGGAGAAACACAAUGGAGAAGUUAGCACGAGUGCGUCAGAUGGUGGAGGAGGGACAGCAGCAGGUUGUGUAGAACUGGAUGUUUGUCCAUGCGGAGGUCCUCACAGCUGGCUGGUCCCGGCCAUGUUGUCCCCUCCAGAGUCUCUGCUCAUGUCCUGCAUCCGCAAAGGGAACUUCAUGGAGGCUCAUCAGGUGUCUCUGGUGUUCGAUCUGGAGGCGUCUGCCUGUUGUGGUGAGCUGGUGUUCAUGGAGCGCUACAAAGAGGUCCUGGUGGAGCUGGGACAGGUGGAGCAGAAGAUGGAGAGCCAGUCUAUGUCUUCAUCCUCAUCCUCCUCAGAGGGUUUGGGGACAGCAGCUGUGUCUGCCGCAGGGAGGUGUCGACUGGGGAGCAGCGGGCGAUCAACCCUGCAGGCCAUCGGAAGCGCUGCUGCUGCAGGUGUGGCUUUCUACUCCAUCUCAGACAUCGCAGACCGUCUGCUCAGCACUCCCGCUCACCCGAUGCCCUCACUGGAGGACAACUACUGGCUGAGCCGCUGCUCUUCAGACCCCUCUGGCCUCCUUUACACUCUGCUGGAGGAGCUCAGCCCAGCAGCCAUGGCGGCCUUUGAUCUGGCCUGCUGCCACUGUCAGCUCUGGAAGACUUCUCGACAGCUGCUGGACACUGCAGAGCGCAGGCUCAACAACAGUCUGGAGGCUCAAGGAGUGAGAGUUGAUGCUAAGGUUCCUCAUGCUGAGGGGAUCUGUGGAUUUCCCAUGGUGUUACAGCAGAUCAGCAAGAUCCUGAAUCAUUCUGCCACUAACAAGAGCUCUGUGAAAACAGAAGCUGUUGGGGAAGACCAAGUGUUUGCCAGCCCGUUUGGUUGCUGUAUCCAUGAAUUGCUACUGUGUUGCCACCCGGCGCUGAGUGAAGAGUGCAUCGCUGCUCGGCUCAGUCUGGUUCAACGUUUGGAGACCACCCUGCACAUCCUGAGCACUGCUACAGAUGGCACAGACGGCAGUGUGGGCAGCGUUCUUCUGGCACAGUUGGUUGAACAAGCCAGUCUGAAGCAGUCAGAGCUGGAUGCUCACCCCGUCCGCUCCAGCAUGAAGCAGCUGCUUCGUUCUCUCGACCAGCUCUGCCCCUUCGAGCCAGACGGAGAUCUUGCCAGACCAGAUUAUGUGCGCAGUUUCCUCGACUAUGUCAACACACUAGCGUCUGUGUUAGUGCGCAGCCUGAGUUCAGAAGAUCAGAGUAGUGAAGUGAAGCUUGGGAAUCCACUGCUGGUGCUGCUUCAAGCCCCAUUUCAGCUUCUCUCCCACCUGCUGUUUGACAGACAGGUGUCUCCUGACAGAGUGCUGUCCCUGCUGCAGCAGGAAGGUCUGCAGCUCAGUGUGCAGCAGGUGAUUGUCCAGCGAUGCUGUGAGACUCUGCCUGUGUGGACUUCCUGUCCAGGUGAUGACGAAGACUCCGGUCAGGCCAAGAAAGAUGACGGAGUGUUCGGUGUUUCCAAUUUGUCCGUCCUGCUCCAACAGCACGCUCAGGAGCACAUGUCAACUCUGGGAAUCACAGAGCCUCAGUCUGAUGCGAGCUCUGAGUCCGAGGCCUCAGUGGACGACCCCUCCACUACACCCACCAACCUCUCCACCUCGCCACCAUCUCAGUCAUCCUCCUCCUCUUCUUCUUCCUCUUCCCCUUCGUCUUUUCUCCUCACACCAUCAGCUCUGUCUUUCCUAAAGUCUCGCUCUCCUUUACUGGCCACACUGGCGUGUCUGAGCGCCUGCAAAGGAGAAACUGCUCGGACACAGUCCUCCGGAUGGUCCGGCUAUUUCCGCAGCAACCGUAAAGAAGUCGUCCUAGACGCAGAGCAGAUUUCUCUGGAAGCAGAUAACCUCCUGAAGGAGUUCCCUAUUCUCCGGGCGUACAUUCACACCAUGGCUGAACCGUUACUGGACACCCUGUUACGUGAGGGCGAGGAAGGUUCAGCUGGACUCGGAGCGGUUGUUUGUGGGAAACCACUCGUCAGCCUCCUGCUGUCUGGGCCUCAAGAAGAAGCUGCCCAGGCUGUGGCUGCUGAGGCCUUCCAGAAGGCUCUGUCCUCCAGAGACCUGGGCCGAGCCCUCAGUCUGCUGGAGCUGUACGGGCAAGGCUGCAGCCAGGAGGGGGCGCUGAGAGACCGCCUGCUUGCCUGUGCUGCAUUAGAAGAUGGAGAUGAAGGAAUCGGUCAGCUGUUUCGUGUACAGGAUGCUAACCUGCGAGCGCGCGUUGCCCUCCAGGCUCUGGAGCGCUGGCCUCUGCCCGCCUGCCUGGAGCUGCUCGAGUUCUGCCUCAACGACGCCAGCACAGAGACGUCGCUGAGAACAGAGUUAGAGCUGAAGAAGAAAGAACUGGACAUCUAUCACUGGAUGUUGAAUCUACAGCCUCCGUUGCCGUGGACUACUUGGCAGGAGCUCAGGACUCAGUCUAAGACAAACUCUCAGUCCAUGUUAUUGACGAUGGUGGAGGCAAAAGAGUUUGCUCUGUGUGCACAGUGGGUUGAGCUUUAUCCUGUAUCCGACCAGCUGAGACUGCAGCUGCAGACUGAGCAUCUGCUUCAUCUGCUGGAGAAAGGACAGGCAGACGAGGCGUUCCAGUUACUUGAAGGCCUCUCAGACUUUGUGGGCGGCCUAGACGUUUGUGAGCGAGCUCUGGACCGCCGCCCCGGAUUGGCUGCCUGUCACUUCCUGGCCGACUACCUCACUCUGCAUUUCCAGAGGCAGGUGUCUCCAGCACGUAGACGGCACAUCCAUGCCCUCCAUCUGGGCUCCAAGGUGUUGCUGACUUUGCCUCCGGCAGCCAGGCAGGAGUAUUUCCCUCUGCUGUCAGAGCCCCUGCUGAUGCUCGAGCAGCUGCUGAUGAACCUAAAGGUGGACUGGGCAGACGUGGCGGUGCGAACUCUCAGGAGCCUCCUGGUUGGUCAGGAGGCUGGCUUCGGUGCCGAGGACAUCGAUAAGCUUCUGGCAGACUAUGCCUCCAAGGCCCUCGACUUCUCAUACGCCCCAAGAGAGAAAUCUCGAUCCGACUCUGUGAUCAGCCUCCAGGAUAUGCUGACGCAGUGUCCUGCUCAAGAUGGCUGCUCGGUUUCAUCCGUUCGAAUUGAAUCCCCAGCAUCAUCUACAGGCAGCACCCCCACACACACCUCCUCCUCAAACAGCACGGACAGGGAGAGGGAUCGAAUCUCUGCAGGGAAAAAACGCCGCUCGCCUGCCAAGUUCCAGCCUCCAGAUCAACCCCCUGCCCGCAAAGACUGGGUCCCUGACACUAAGCAGCACAUGUGCAUGGUCUGCCAGCGUGAGAGGUUCACCAUGUUCAACAGACGGCAUCACUGUCGGAGAUGUGGCCGUCUGGUUUGUCACGCGUGUUCAGAGCAUAAGAUGCCUGUUGAGGGCUGCCCGGGAGAAGAAGUCAGAGUCUGUGACCAGUGCUACGCCUACUUUCACCCAGAUUCUGACGAUGAGCUGGAACCAGCUGAAGUGGCUGGAAGCCCUGUGGUCACAGAGGAAGCUCUUGAUGGGAUGCUGCAUCUACCUGAAGUGGUCCAACGACAGAUUCAACUCAGCACAAACUCUGCAGAGAAUCAGCUGCUGCGGACUGAGUUCUACUAUGAACAGGCUCCCAGUGCGUACCUCUGUGUGGCGAUCAUGUCUCUGCACAGCGACCAGAAAGCCUGUGGUCAUCAGCUCAUCAGCCACUGCCGCUCUCUGUCACGUAAGCUGAACAAUCCAGAGGUGGACGCCUGCCUCCUCACUGACAUCAUGCGGCAGCUGCUCUUUAGCGCUAAGCUGAUGUUUGUUAAGGUUGGCCGCAACCAGGAUCUGGCCUUGUGUGACAGUUACAUCAGCAAAGUAGACGUGCUCAAAAUCCUAGUGAAGGCCAAUUACAAAUAUAUUCCAUCUCUGGAUGACAUCCUGGAGACUGCUGCUGUGACACGUCUCCGCAACCAGCUCUUGGAAGCAGAGCACUACCAGCUGGCAGUGGAGGUGUCUACCAAGAGUGGCCUGGACCCUGGUGGCGUGUGGCAGGCGUGGGGGAUAGCAUCUCUAAAGGCGGGGAACCUCUCAGGAGCGAGGGAGAAGUUUGCCCGCUUCAUGAAGGCUCCACUGGACCGCAACCAGCUCAACCUGGGCCCCUUGCUGCUGCAGGAGGUUGUCCAGCACCUGGAGACAACUGUACAGCCCACUCUGAGUCCAUCUCAGGGCGAGGACAUCUUGGCGUCCCUGCGGGAGCUGGAGGGUGCCCUGUGUGAGGCCGGUCCUGUGGAUCGACCAGAGGGUCAGACACAGAGCAGCAACCUCCACCAAGAGUGUCUCUACUACCUGAACACAUACGGCACUCACCUGGCUCUAAUCAGCUUCUAUAUGCGUCAUGACUACAUGACGGAGGCCCUGACGUACCUGCUGAACAAGGAGUGCCCAGAUGAGGUUUUUAUAGAGGGCGUGUUGCAGCCCAAUCUGGAGCGCGGGCGUCUUGGCAUGCUGCAGGGCAUAAUGGAAAAACUUGAUCCUGGUCUGGAGACAUGCGGCCGAUACCUCAUUGCCUCCUGCCAGUUCCUGCAGCGACGAGGAUACUACAACACUCUCUACCAGCUCCAGCAGUUUAUGAUGCAGGUGAUUGUCCAGCGAUGCUGUGAGACUCUGCCUGUGUGGACUUCCUGUCCAGGUGAUGACGAAGACUCCGGUCAGGCCAAGAAAGAUGACGGAGUGUUCGGUGUUUCCAAUUUGUCCGUCCUGCUCCAACAGCACGCUCAGGAGCACAUGUCAACUCUGGGAAUCACAGAGCCUCAGUCUGAUGCGAGCUCUGAGUCCGAGGCCUCAGUGGACGACCCCUCCACUACACCCACCAACCUCUCCACCUCGCCACCAUCUCAGUCAUCCUCCUCCUCUUCUUCUUCCUCUUCCCCUUCGUCUUUUCUCCUCACACCAUCAGCUCUGUCUUUCCUAAAGUCUCGCUCUCCUUUACUGGCCACACUGGCGUGUCUGAGCGCCUGCAAAGGAGAAACUGCUCGGACACAGUCCUCCGGAUGGUCCGGCUAUUUCCGCAGCAACCGUAAAGAAGUCGUCCUAGACGCAGAGCAGAUUUCUCUGGAAGCAGAUAACCUCCUGAAGGAGUUCCCUAUUCUCCGGGCGUACAUUCACACCAUGGCUGAACCGUUACUGGACACCCUGUUACGUGAGGGCGAGGAAGGUUCAGCUGGACUCGGAGCGGUUGUUUGUGGGAAACCACUCGUCAGCCUCCUGCUGUCUGGGCCUCAAGAAGAAGCUGCCCAGGCUGUGGCUGCUGAGGCCUUCCAGAAGGCUCUGUCCUCCAGAGACCUGGGCCGAGCCCUCAGUCUGCUGGAGCUGUACGGGCAAGGCUGCAGCCAGGAGGGGGCGCUGAGAGACCGCCUGCUUGCCUGUGCUGCAUUAGAAGAUGGAGAUGAAGGAAUCGGUCAGCUGUUUCGUGUACAGGAUGCUAACCUGCGAGCGCGCGUUGCCCUCCAGGCUCUGGAGCGCUGGCCUCUGCCCGCCUGCCUGGAGCUGCUCGAGUUCUGCCUCAACGACGCCAGCACAGAGACGUCGCUGAGAACAGAGUUAGAGCUGAAGAAGAAAGAACUGGACAUCUAUCACUGGAUGUUGAAUCUACAGCCUCCGUUGCCGUGGACUACUUGGCAGGAGCUCAGGACUCAGUCUAAGACAAACUCUCAGUCCAUGUUAUUGACGAUGGUGGAGGCAAAAGAGUUUGCUCUGUGUGCACAGUGGGUUGAGCUUUAUCCUGUAUCCGACCAGCUGAGACUGCAGCUGCAGACUGAGCAUCUGCUUCAUCUGCUGGAGAAAGGACAGGCAGACGAGGCGUUCCAGUUACUUGAAGGCCUCUCAGACUUUGUGGGCGGCCUAGACGUUUGUGAGCGAGCUCUGGACCGCCGCCCCGGAUUGGCUGCCUGUCACUUCCUGGCCGACUACCUCACUCUGCAUUUCCAGAGGCAGGUGUCUCCAGCACGUAGACGGCACAUCCAUGCCCUCCAUCUGGGCUCCAAGGUGUUGCUGACUUUGCCUCCAGCAGCCAGGCAGGAGUAUUUCCCUCUGCUGUCAGAGCCCCUGCUGAUGCUCGAGCAGCUGCUGAUGAACCUAAAGGUGGACUGGGCAGACGUGGCGGUGCGAACUCUCAGGAGCCUCCUGGUUGGUCAGGAGGCUGGCUUCGGUGCCGAGGACAUCGAUAAGCUUCUGGCAGACUAUGCCUCCAAGGCCCUCGACUUCUCAUACGCCCCAAGAGAGAAAUCUCGAUCCGACUCUGUGAUCAGCCUCCAGGAUAUGCUGACGCAGUGUCCUGCUCAAGAUGGCUGCUCGGUUUCAUCCGUUCGAAUUGAAUCCCCAGCAUCAUCUACAGGCAGCACCCCCACACACACCUCCUCCUCAAACAGCACGGACAGGGAGAGGGAUCGAAUCUCUGCAGGGAAAAAACGCCGCUCGCCUGCCAAGUUCCAGCCUCCAGAUCAACCCCCUGCCCGCAAAGACUGGGUCCCUGACACUAAGCAGCACAUGUGCAUGGUCUGCCAGCGUGAGAGGUUCACCAUGUUCAACAGACGGCAUCACUGUCGGAGAUGUGGCCGUCUGGUUUGUCACGCGUGUUCAGAGCAUAAGAUGCCUGUUGAGGGCUGCCCGGGAGAAGAAGUCAGAGUCUGUGACCAGUGCUACGCCUACUUUCACCCAGAUUCUGACGAUGAGCUGGAACCAGCUGAAGUGGCUGGAAGCCCUGUGGUCACAGAGGAAGCUCUUGAUGGGAUGCUGCAUCUACCUGAAGUGGUCCAACGACAGAUUCAACUCAGCACAAACUCUGCAGAGAAUCAGCUGCUGCGGACUGAGUUCUACUAUGAACAGGCUCCCAGUGCGUACCUCUGUGUGGCGAUCAUGUCUCUGCACAGCGACCAGAAAGCCUGUGGUCAUCAGCUCAUCAGCCACUGCCGCUCUCUGUCACGUAAGCUGAACAAUCCAGAGGUGGACGCCUGCCUCCUCACUGACAUCAUGCGGCAGCUGCUCUUUAGCGCUAAGCUGAUGUUUGUUAAGGUUGGCCGCAACCAGGAUCUGGCCUUGUGUGACAGUUACAUCAGCAAAGUAGACGUGCUCAAAAUCCUAGUGAAGGCCAAUUACAAAUAUAUUCCAUCUCUGGAUGACAUCCUGGAGACUGCUGCUGUGACACGUCUCCGCAACCAGCUCUUGGAAGCAGAGCACUACCAGCUGGCAGUGGAGGUGUCUACCAAGAGUGGCCUGGACCCUGGUGGCGUGUGGCAGGCGUGGGGGAUAGCAUCUCUAAAGGCGGGGAACCUCUCAGGAGCGAGGGAGAAGUUUGCCCGCUUCAUGAAGGCUCCACUGGACCGCAACCAGCUCAACCUGGGCCCCUUGCUGCUGCAGGAGGUUGUCCAGCACCUGGAGACAACUGUACAGCCCACUCUGAGUCCAUCUCAGGGCGAGGACAUCUUGGCGUCCCUGCGGGAGCUGGAGGGUGCCCUGUGUGAGGCCGGUCCUGUGGAUCGACCAGAGGGUCAGACACAGAGCAGCAACCUCCACCAAGAGUGUCUCUACUACCUGAACACAUACGGCACUCACCUGGCUCUAAUCAGCUUCUAUAUGCGUCAUGACUACAUGACGGAGGCCCUGACGUACCUGCUGAACAAGGAGUGCCCAGAUGAGGUUUUUAUAGAGGGCGUGUUGCAGCCCAAUCUGGAGCGCGGGCGUCUUGGCAUGCUGCAGGGCAUAAUGGAAAAACUUGAUCCUGGUCUGGAGACAUGCGGCCGAUACCUCAUUGCCUCCUGCCAGUUCCUGCAGCGACGAGGAUACUACAACACUCUCUACCAGCUCCAGCAGUUUAUGAUGGAUCAUGUGCGUGCGGCCAUGACGUGUAUCCGAUUCUUCACUCAUGGAGCCAGUUCAUACCUACAGCUGGGAGAACAACAGCGCUGGUUGGUCAGAGCCAAAGAGCACUUGAGGACAUACCUGCAGGAGCAGCAAGGCCGGGGCUCUGGGAGGAGAAGGUCUCAGGUCAACACAUUCAGGAAGAUGAUGUCAUCCAGUGACGUGUCCAGGCACAUGAACACAAUUGAGCUUCAGUUAGAGGUGACCCGUUUCCUCCACCGCUGUGAGACCACAACCUCCUCCAAAGCGCCACAAACCAGUGCACCUUCCUCCAAGUCUCCUGGAUCCAGCUCACUGCCUACACUGUUUGGAGGAAGCCCAACAAAAAUUGAGGUUGCCUGCAAGGUGAUGCUCGGAGGCAAAAACAUAGAAGAGGGAUUUGGCAUUGCAUAUAGAGUCAUACAGGACUUCCAGCUGGAGGCUCAGGCGGUCUACGUGCUGGCCGGCCAGAGACUCGUUCGACAGAGGCAGUAUGGAGCUGUACGGCAGCUGCUGAAAUGUGUCAGUGAAUCGGGCACCGCCACCAAAAACGACUGCGACGCUCUCAUCCUCAGCUGCAUCUCCAUUGCAGAUAAGGGACCAGCUGAUGCCAAGGAGCUGGAAAGUCUCAUUCUGGAGGCAAAGAGCACAGAAAGCAAGAUCAAAGCCUACCUGCUGUGCAGCAAACUGCGACCAGCGUACCUGCUGGCGGUGAAGCUGGAGCCGAGCCGAGCGGGCCCGUUGGUCCAGGACGUCCUUCAGGCCGCCGAGGGAGCACAGGACUCAGUGAUGCAGAAUAUCUGCAGCCAGUGGCUCACUGAACACCACAAGUCAUCUCAGCAGCGGCAGGGCCGACCUAAUGCCAGGUAAAGGUGCAGUCGGCAUAACAAGGGAUCACACGUACAGCACUUGAAAACAAAUGAGCUGCAAAUGAAGUGUGAUUAAAAGGAUCCAGGAAUUCUAAUGUAACACAGAACUGGGAGUGUGUGGGAAAUGAUUUGAAAGGUUGCACAUAUUAUGACUGCAUUAUUGUGUGUAACAGGAGAACAGCUGUUGCACAUGUUACAUGUUGUUUGGUCCACACCUUCAGAUAAUUGUAAUGGUUGAUAAUACAGCACACUUCACGCCAUACAGUCCCAUGCUGUCACUCAACAGUGUGUGCUAAGGGGCUAAUGCGAGGCCCAGGAUUCAAAAUGGUUUUAGUGUCUGUGCUUUGAAUCGUUAAUGAAUUUUGAAGUGGGGUUGUAUGAGGUACUUAUCCAUAGUCAGUCUAUUACUACAGUAGGUGGCGGUCGGCAUGCUCCCAGUCCGGAGAAACAGGCACAGUGCCACCACAGAGCCUAAGCAAUGUCCUGCUGUGGACAUGGGCAGCAGCAAAACAUAUUUUAGCCACCUAAAAAUAUCAAUAACAGUUUAAUUCUAUGCAAUAUUUAGAAUAUUUUCACUGCUUUACCUUGCUGUCAGACAGCUCUUCCUGAUGGGGAACUGAACUGAAAGUCAAACUUGUAUUUGUUUUCUUAAAAGCCACCAGACUCCUAUGACAAAAUUAGUAACUUUACCCCAUAGAUAGGGAUGUCAACGGUUAACAGUUACUCUAGGGAUGCACGAUAUUAUCGGCACAUCAUUGGCAUCAGACAAUGUCAGCUUUAAAAUGAACCGGCCAGCAUGCUUUUUCUUAUUUUGCACAAUGAAUGACUAUUCCAUACACUGAAAAGUAUUGUAUUUCAUGUCUCUAUCAUGACAAGAGUAUGUAUGCAUUAUAGGAUGUUAGUUCCACUACAGAAGAGACUUGAUGAUCACUACAGUUCACUUGUGAAAAAAGUGGAUAUAUUAAUAUUGGUAUUGGUUAUUAGACAAAUAAAUUAUUAUAUAUCGGCAAAAAUUCCAAUAUUGUGCAUCCCUGAGUUACUCCAAGUAACCUCCAAGAAUAUUUUUACUGGUUACAUAUGUCAGUCUAACUGUUAAUUUUGUUGCUCCUCAGUUAAGUAGUAGCAUUAGCACUAUGCUGUAGCCCAACAAAGCUAAUAAGGUAUUCAUGCCACAAGUUGCCUAGUUGCCGCUGCUCUGUAUUGCCUACCACUAGGGUCAGGUGGAAGUUAGAGGAUAGCUAGCACACAUUCGGUGAUUACAGCUGGUUACACCGUGCCAACCCAAGCUGGCAUUGCUGCGUAAACAUUGUGCCCGACCUCUGUUGUCUCCCUGGGUUGCUUUGACUAGUAAGCAGCUUAAUUUUGAGCCACCAUGUUUACACAGUAGCGUGGGAUAGUGUUACCAGCAGUAAUCGCCGAAUAAGCACACGCCUAUCAAGCUCCUACCCUGUCGGAGCACAGUGGAGAGCAGCUAACAGCUCACUAAAUAGCAACUAAUUACAGGUAAAAUAGUGAGAGAUCAGUACCUUGUGAUACUUUUAGUCAAGGGGAUAGCACGUGAACUGGACGUUCAAACUGUGUCACAGUUUGUCAAAAAUGAUGGCCAAUAAAGUUUCCUGACAUCAUUACCCGCAGAACACGGGAGCUGUUGAUCUAUCGCUGCCUCGAUUGUUUAGUUUUUUUGUGUUGUUGUGUGACUUUGGUGAAUCUGAACUAACCGUUUCAAACAAAAGUCACACAACAACACAAACAAACAAACCAAUCGAUGCCGCAGUAGGUUGUGUGUUCUGUGAGCAGAGAUUACUGUUUUUGUCAUUGGAGUCAUAGCAUAGAUAACGGCCACAGCUCCCUGUCUGAAAGGGCUGUUUGACGGCAAGGUCAAAGAGUGAAAAUGUUUUAAAUACAGCAUACACUUAAACUGAUGUAGAUUAUUUUAAAUCUAAAAUACAUUUGCU